AUGGUUUCUGUUCGUAAUGUUGUUAUAAUCGUAAAGCAAAUCUUGGAAGAGUGGAUUGUUCGGGAGUCUGGAAUACUGUCCAAAACACAAUGCGAAACCUUGCUACGUUCUGAAGAGACUAUCUCUACCUUACCUACCAAAAGAGGAAAUUACCCGAGAUAUCCCCUCUAUAAGGAAAUUUCAAAAAAGUUACAUCAGUGGCUGUCCACUGGGAAUUUUCCUGUAAAAAGCGAAGCUUGUGGAUUACUUUCGGAGGAAAAUUUUGUUCAAGAAAGAAAAGGAAUUUAUGAAAAAGUUUCGCUGGUACUGGCCUCCCUUAACGAUUCUUGGACAGAGAUUUCUGAUGAAGAAAAACAUCUUCAGUUUUCUUCUAUCAUAAAAAUUCUUGGCGUUAGAGGAUUGCUUGAUCUGCUUAAUAUUCGCCACACGCAAGGAAGUGUUGAUAUUUUUCCUCCUCCUGUUAAAGUUCUAAUAGAAUCCUUCAACGAGAAACACAAACCAAAUGCCAAUUUGACAGUUGGUGCAAGGGCCUUGUCUAAACACUGUCACAGGGAUUCCAGUGAAUGGUGGGGUGCCUGUGCGGGUAGUGAACAAGUUAAGAACGAACAUGCUAUUACAGUUGUAAUGCGUAUACUAGAAGAUGCUUCAUGGAUUAAUAUCCACCUGCUGCCACAUGAGCUCAAAGUUAUUGAAGUGAGGUGCACUGAAGGUUACGGCGCAAGAUGGAGUCAUGAUGGAAAAGUUUUCCGUGGAUUUCUUGAGCCUCAAAUGGAGGAUGGUCAUGCAGCAGGGUGGAAGCAUUGAACUUGUAGCUCACUGUCAAUUUAAAUUCUUUUUUCUAGCUAAUAUAUAUUUUCUUGUAAAUACUUCUGAGAAUCUUUUCUAAUCUCCUGUUUGGUGAUCAUUGUAUAAUUAUAAUUAAAUUGUUUGGAGGGGAAAUUUCAUUUAAAUCACCCCUCAAAGUUAGAGAUCAAUUUUGGUAUCUAAGCAACUGCACACCCUACCUACCUAUCCCUCCCUAAGCCCAACCAUAGUCAAUUGAUGACAAGUUAGGGUUAACAUUGGGUUGGGGGAGGGGCAGGUAUGCUGUUGCCCAAAUUCUGACAUUAAUCUGAAGUUAGUGUUAAGGUUACUGUAAUAUUUAGCAAGUUCUUAAGA
Molecule: messenger RNA, 1158 nt
Organism: Pocillopora verrucosa
Lineage: Eukaryota; Metazoa; Cnidaria; Anthozoa; Scleractinia; Pocilloporidae
Source: RefSeq, a predicted model, not a curated record